AUUUAUGUAAGUUGAGACAUUCAAGGAUUAACUCUACGCAAAAUUAAGAUUAAAAAGCUCACCUUAAAAUGAUAAAGCAUUAAUACUAUUAUAGUCCAUUGAAAACAAUCUUAACCAUGAAUAAAGAACAAAUCCUACCGCAUAUAUAGCUUAAUUGAUUAAUUUAUUGAAAUCUACAAAAGAAGGUUAAGAUGCCAUCAUUUUACUUAUUUAUAAAGUAAUACAUAAAAAUAUAGAAUUAAGAUAUUACCCUCAGUUCCUAUAGUUGUAGUUAGAAAGUUAAUUCCAGCUUUAUUAGAAGAAGUCAGCAAAGUAUAAUUAGAUAAUCUUAGUGUUGGUGUAUAUGGUUAAAUUUUGAUUCUAUCUGCCAAAGAAGUAUUUUAUAUCUACUAAUUAAGGACUUAAACUCAUCAUAACUUUAAUAACUCUUCAAUCUUUUAUUAUAAUAAACUAUAAGUGAUAAAAAAAAACUUAGAAAAUAAGCUGUCAAAACAUUGCAAACCUUUUAUCAAUAGAAAGCAUUAGAUAUUUAGUAGGCUCCUGAGAUAAAUGAAAAACUAAGAACUCAUUUGAAAGUAAAUCUAUCAGAGAAUAAUGAAUGUGCUUAACAUUCUCUGACACUUUUAGCAUCUCUAAACAAUCUCAUUCCUUAUUCAAUUUUAGUAGAUGCAUUAUAUGUAAUAAUUGAAGAGAUUUAAAAUAUGGAUAGCAAAUAUUAUCCAUUUAUAUUUCUAUCUUUAGAGGUAAAUAUAUUAUAAAAUAAAUUAUUUAGUAAGUUCUUCAAUAAAAUGUUGGAGCAGAUUAAGCUGAAAAAUUAAUUUAAUAGCUAAAUCAAUUACAACCAGAAGAAAUUAAUGCAUAACAUGCAUAUAUAUAGUGUAUUAGAUAGUGUUUGCUUACAUUAAGUUAAAGUAAUUUAUCUUUGGCAGCGUCUUAUUUACCAUCUAUUUUAUCUAAUAUGGCAGAAUUACUCUUACAAAAUAAUUAAAAAUUAAUGCAACAUUGUAGAUUAGAAAUGAUGACUUUAAUUGAAAAAAUUGGUAAAUCAACUCUCUCGCUUAAAUAAGAUUUGGCUGAAGAUAUAAUGAAUUUAGAAUUAGAAAGUGCAGGAACUUUGUAAUAAAAAUAUAUAGCCACAUUAACUUAUUUAUUUAGUAAUAGAUUUGAUCAUGCUAAUAUUCUUGAUGUAUUUGCUAAAUUCUUUGCAACAAUUGAUGAUAAAACAUUUGAUCAUUGUAAAGAAUUAGUCAAAGAAUUUGUUCAUAAUAAGUCUAGAUGGCCACAUGUAUAUUUUGAAAAGACUUUUGGAUAAUUAUGUAAUGGUGUAAGUAUGUCCCUAUUAUUACGUACAUUUCCUUUAAGAACAGAGGGAGUUAAUCCUUUAGAUAAAGAUUUUGAUGAGAAAUCUAAUUGUUGGAUCCUUUAUAUAUUGAGUAAAUAUGCAAAUCCAACAUUGGAAGAAUUUUUAGAUUUCCUAUUCCCAUUAACAAAUUUAUUAUCUUUAGCAUCAAAUGCUAAUCCUUCUCAUGAAUAAAAAAUUAUUCAAAAUAUUCUUUUCCAUGUAUUAGAAAUAGCUUCAAAUUCUAAAGCAAAGAAUGAAACUUAAAAUCAUCCAAAGUUAACUUAAUUUAUUGAAUUGACUUUAAAUUAUUUAAAAAAAGAGCAUGUAUUUUUUGAAAAGUUAUUACUAAUGAUAGCUAAACUAUUUUCAUAAUUAAUUACAUUUCCAUAAUUACAAAAUUUUUCAAAAUAAUAUAUUUCUACUUUAGCUAAAUUAGUUGAAUAGAAUAAUUGCACUCAUACAUUGAAUGCUAUUAAAGUAAUGAGUUUUGCAGCACCAAAAUAAUAUAUAUAAGAAGCUUUUAAGAAAAAUAUAGAAAAGUUGUUAUCUUCUAAAGAUAAAUUAGAUGAUAGAGCAUUAAACAAUAUGGAUAUUGUAUUGUAAGUUGUCAGUGCAUAAUAGAUGACUUCAGAUCUUUGGGAUUAUUGCAUAAAUUUUACGAAAGAAAUGAUAAAUAUUCCUAUAAUUUAGAAGAAGAUUUAUAAGUUCUUGGCUGCAAUAAUUCCAAAAGUUCAUCAUACCUUUUUAGCUGAAGCAUAUAAUUUAGUUUUAGAGGCAGAAUGUGAACCUAGUUCAAGGUAAAAAAGAUUUUAAGUAAUCUUAUAAUUGGAAUCAUUAGUGACUUCUAAAUUAGAGAGCUAUUAAACUUUUAUACAAUAAUUCUUACCUGAAAUGGUAGUUGCAAUCAGAGACAAUAAUAUUAAGACUCGUCUUUUAGCUGAAAAGUUAAUAGAAAAUAUUGGGUAAAGAUUAUAAGGAUUGGAUUUAUUAGAAUAAUUUAUUUCUAUGGUAUUUGCAGGAUUAGCAGCUUAAUCAAAUGUAAUGAAAGCUGAUGCUGUUGCAACAAUUUCAUUAUUAGUUGAUAAAUUUUACUCUAAUUUAAAAACUGAAUUUAUUGAUGAAAUGACAAAAUUAAUAUUACUCUUGUUAAAAGAAUAAAAUAAUGAAAUUUUUAAAUCUAUUAUAUUAUAUGUGAAAGUUUUAAUCAAACACAGACAUACAUUAAAUUAAUAACUUUUUAGUUAAUUAUUUAAUUUAGAUGAAGUAUCAAGAGACAAAAACAUAAUAAUUUUAAAAAGAUUAUUAAUGAAACUUAGUAAAGCUUAUUCUAUGACAGCUGAAAGUUUAAUUCCAUAAGAACAUAUUAAAUUAUUUAAAAAUGCAAUUAAAAUAGAAAAAUAAUAAAAAAAAAAGAAAAAUAAACGAGAUUAGGAGAGAGAAUUGAAUAAAUAAAAAUGGUAGUAAAAAAAAAAUAAAAAAUACAAAGAUUCUGAUUUUGAAAGUGAUGAUGAAGAGUCUGAUGAAUAAUAAGUAUAAAAAUAAUAAUAAGGUGGUAUGGAAACAGAAGUAGAAGUUGAAAAUAAUUUAUUGUUAAAAUAUGAUUUUAAAAAGGAAUAAUUUCAUUUUGAGGAUGCAAUAAAGUAAAAAAAGAAAGUAUAAGAAAAAGAAUAAUAAAAACAAUCAACAAUCUAACCAUUGGUAGAAUAUAAAGAUGGAAAGGUGAUAGUAAAUGAAUAAAAAGAAGUAUUGGGAUAAAAGCGUAGAAGAGAAGAAGUAAAUAGUGAUAAUGAAGAACAUGGUUAAAAGAAAAUAACAAGAAAUGAUAGAAAAACAAAGGAUGUUGUUCAUAUAAUAAAGGAAAGCGGUUCUACAUUUAAAUCGAAAUAAAAGGCUGGGGGUGAUGUAACAGUGAAAGGGAGACCUGAACCAUUUGCAUUUAUACAAUUAAAUCCAAAAGUAAACUUAAUUUAUAUAAUUAAUUAUAGGCUCUCAAUAAAAGAUUUAAGAAUUAAGCUAAUAAAGCAUUUGAAGAAGUAUUUUAAAAGAAAUCAGGUGCACUUAAAGGAGUAAAGGCACAUAAAUGAAAGUG
Messenger RNA from Paramecium sonneborni, 3431 nucleotides. Lineage: Eukaryota; Ciliophora; Oligohymenophorea; Peniculida; Parameciidae. The record is from the annotation of a GenBank genome assembly.